AGACUCAGACUCGGUUGGGUUUGAGCGCUUCAAUGCAACUCCCUUAUUGGCAACGAAAACGAAUUUUUUCUGUGCGGUUACCGUCGUUUCAGCCGGUUACUUCACCCAUACGGUAACAUUCUAACCGUCUCGUUAAUCUCCUACCCAAAUUCCUUUCAUUUCGACUCAGUCUUCUCCUUUUCUUUCUCUGAAUUUUCUGGGUCGCUGUAUAUUUCGACCAACUUGCAUUGCGUUGAUUUUGUUGUUGCUUGCUUUCUCGAUUUCGAUCUGGGUUUCUCGCGGGUUUACUUCUUUCGAAACUGGAUUUGGUUUUCAGUUCCUUUGGUAGUUUCAUUGCCCCUUUUGGCAUUUCUUUUGGUAAGACUAAGAGGUAGCUCGAAUUGAGAGGGACAAAGGAAACUGGGUUUGGGUUUUACGAAGAAGAAGAAGAAGAAAAGAAGAAGAAGAAGAGCAAGCAGUUGCUGCAGCCAUGGAUAUAACGGAAGUAUCAAUAAUACAUCACGUCGGGAUCGUGCUACUUGUUCUGUGGUUUCUUGCUGAAUUCAAUUGGUGUCACCCGGUUGCCUACUUCGUUUCCCUGGUUUAUUUGUACCUGGUUCAUGAGCGCUAUGUUAUGCGAUUGAAGAAAAAAGUACAGUUUGAGGAAAGAAAACAAGCUAAUCAGAAAAGGGUGCUUACUGAUUCUGAAACAGUCCGGUGGCUGAACCAUGCAGUUGAAAAGAUAUGGCCCAUAUGUAUGGAACAGAUUGCUUCACAGAAGAUCCUCCUCCCUAUCAUACCUUGGUUCUUGGAAAAGUACAAACCGUGGACUGCUAAACAAGCCACAGUCCAGCGUCUUUAUUUAGGAAGAAAUCCACCUGUAUUUACUGAUAUGAGGGUUCUUCGUCAGUCUUCUGAUGAUGAUCAUUUGGUUCUGGAGUUGGGAAUGAAUUUUCUCACAGCUGAUGAUAUGAGUGCAUUACUUGCUGUGAAGCUAAGAAAAAGACUGGGAUUUGGAAUGUGGGCAAAGUUGAAUAUAACUGGCAUGCAUAUUGAAGGAAAGGUCUUGAUAGGGGUCAAGUUUCUCCGUGACUGGCCUUUCCUUGGUCGUUUGCGAUUAUGCUUUGUUGAACCUCCAUAUUUUCAGAUGACUGUCAAACCUAUUUUUACUCAUGGGCUUGAUGUCACAGAAUUACCUGGGAUUGCUGGGUGGCUGGAUAAGCUACUUUCCAUUGCUUUUGAGCAGACACUUGUUGAGCCUAAUAUGCUGGUUGUUGACAUGGAGAAAUUUGCCUCACAAGACCCAGAAAAUUGGUUUUCUGUGGACGAAAAGGAGCCUGUUGCCCAUGUCAAAGUGGAAAUUGUUGAAGCAGCUGACAUGAAACCAUCUGAUCUAAACGGUUUGGCUGAUCCCUAUGUAAAAGGUCAGAUGGGUAAUUAUAGAUUCAAGACUAAGAUACAGAAGAAAACACUGACUCCAAAGUGGCUUGAGGAAUUCAAGAUCCCCAUAAUUACAUGGGAAUUGCCGAACGUACUAGCUCUUGAAAUUCGUGACAAGGACCACUUUGUUGAUGAUAUACUUGGGGACUGUUCUGUUUCUAUUAAUGAUCUUAGGGAUGGAAUCAGACAUGACAUGUGGUUGCCUCUUAAGAAUAUCAAAACAGGGAGGUUGCAUCUUGCGGUAACUGUACUUGACGAGGCAGCAAAGGCGGAAGAUAUGCAGUGUGACUGGGACCCAUCGCAUGUGGAAGACAAGAGAAAUUCCUUUGUCAAUGAGACCAAUAAUACAAGUUCUUUCUCGUCUUUCUCAUCGGAUAAGUCUCAGAAGGUGCCAGAUAAUUUUGAGCCAAUUAAUGUCGAAGGGCAAAAAGAAACUGGUAUUUGGGUCCAUCGUCCGGGAAGUGAAGUUUUACAGACUUGGGAGCCUAGAAAAGGGAAGAAUAGGCGUCUUGAUACCGAAAUUCUUGGGGAGUCAAAUGAUGUCACAAUCAAGAGCUCUAGUUUAGCAGCAUCUGGAUCCCAAAACAGCAGUAGCACUGAUGAAAUUCCUGACGAGAAAAAUCGAGUGGGAAGAGUUAGGAGGGGUCUACAAAAGAUCAGCUCAGUAUUUCACAGGAGUCCCAGAAAGGAAGAGCCGUCUGGCAGCUUUGUGGAGUCUAUUCAAUCACCACAUGUAAACAUUAAGGCGGUCAAUGCAAAGGUCAGUGGUAUAAAGUUGGUUGUGGAUGAGGAUGGUGCUGUAGGUUCCUCAGGAGAGGUUUUAAAUGAAGAGGAUUCGAGCUCAGGAGAAGGUGAUCCAGAGAGCCCAUUGAAAGGUAAAAUAAAAGAUAAAGCAAAAAACUUCUUUAAGCAUGCUGAAAAGUCUGCUCGGAGUCUGAGGGUGGUACUGUCUCGGAAAGGGUCUAGAAGGCAUACAAUUGAUUCUCCUGCGGUGACAGACAAAGGAAUUCUAGCAGAUUAUGAAUCUUCUGAUGAUGAAUCUCUUGCUGGAAAAGUUGAGAGGAUACCAGUUGCUUCUGGUGUUGUGGUCCCUGAUGCUGAUGGUGGUAACGAUUCAUCUAGUUCCAGAGAUCAUGUGGUUCAAACAAGUGAAAUCGAUACAGAAACCGACGCUAAAAGUCCCACAGUGAAGGCUAAUCCUCAAGGCUUGGAAAUGUUGGAUGAUAGGGUGGGGGAGGGCAGCCCCCCUGAUAGUAACAGUGAUGUUGAGCCAUCAAAGUUGAAGCUUGAUGAAGGGAGCCCCCCUGAUAGUAAAAGUAAUGUUGAGUCUUUAAAGUUGAAUCUUGAUGAAGAAGGGAGUUUGGAAGAGAAAACACAAUAAUACUAGCAACUUCUUGUAUUCUUCUUCCUCGUGGAUCAAUUUGUUUACUUGAAAAAUAAGCUUGUCCAGUUGAGGCUGCCAGCCCAUUUUUGUUUGUAUAUCUACCUGAAUAGCAACCUUUUGUGUUCUUCGACCUGCUUUGCAAAUAUACACCAUGCACCAAUUCCAGGUGUACUGAAUUUGGUA
This is a messenger RNA of Humulus lupulus (European hop), 2986 nucleotides long. RefSeq names its product C2 domain-containing protein At1g53590-like. The transcript has 12 exons. Bases 470 to 2800 code for a protein of 776 amino acids. The record is from RefSeq and is a predicted model, not a curated record. NCBI's taxonomy places the organism in Eukaryota, Viridiplantae, Streptophyta, Magnoliopsida, Rosales, Cannabaceae. Gene Ontology annotation, molecular function: lipid binding.